Molecule: messenger RNA, 2373 nt
Organism: Coffea arabica (coffee)
Lineage: Eukaryota; Viridiplantae; Streptophyta; Magnoliopsida; Gentianales; Rubiaceae
Source: RefSeq, a predicted model, not a curated record
AUGGCUGUGAAGCUGGACAUGUCCAAAGCUUAUGACAGAGUAGAAUGGAGCUUCUUGGAUGCAAUGAUGGCCAAAAUGGGAUUCCACAACAAAUGGAGAAACUGGAUUAUGGAAUGCUUAAGGACAGUAACCUACUCUUUCUCUAUAAAUGGGGAGGUUAAAGAAUAUGUUAUCCCAGGAAGAGGCAUCAGACAAGGGGAUCCCUUAUCCCCCUAUCUAUUUCUCCUUUGCUCAGAAGGGUUCGCAAGCCUUCUCAGACAAGCAGCAGGGAACAAGAGGAUAUCAGGAAUGAGACUUUGCAGGCAGGGACCAAGUCUUACUCAUUUGUUCUUUGCAGAUGAUUCCCUAAUCUUCUGCAAAGCAAACAAGCAGCAAGCAAUAGAACUGAUGAGAGUGCUGCAAGUGUACGCAACUGCAUCAGGUCAACUGAUAAACCUGGAUAAGUCUUCUAUACUCUUCAGCAAAAAUAUGUGCCCACAUAAGAAGCAUCAGAUCUGUCAUAUUAUGGGAAACAUGCAACAGGUAAAUCAAGGCAAGUACCUGGGGCUACCAAUGGUGGUGACUAGAACAAAGGAACAGAUUUUUGGUUUUGUACGAACAAACAUACAACAUAGGAUCCUCAAGUGGAAGAAUAGACUUUUAAGUGCAGCUGGAAAAGAGACAAUGCUCAAGGCGGUAUCAAUGGCUAUGCCCACGUACACAAUGUCGUGCUUCAAAAUACCAAAAAGAAUUUGCAAAGACAUCAGCUCUCUCAUGUCUAACUACUGGUGGGGGGAAGCAAAUGGUAAGAACAAGGUCCACUGGUGCUCCUGGAAGAAACUAACUCAGAAUAAGGAAAAGGGGGGAUUGGGUUUCAAGGAGUUGGAGGCUUUCAACAUGGCUUUGCUGGGUAAACAGGUGUGGAGGAUUCUUACAAAUCCAAACCUCCUGGUUAGUAAAGUUCUGAAGGCCAAAUAUUUCCCUAGGAGCUCCAUAUUUGAGUGCAAAAUUCCAAAGAAUGCAUCUUGGAUAUGGAGGGGCCUAAUGGCAGCAAGGAAAGUAGUGGAGCACGGGGUUAGAAAGAGAAUAGGCAAUGGGAGGAGCACACAAAUAUGGGAAGACAGAUGGAUCCCAGAUACUACCACUGGAAGAGUGACAACUAUGAAACAAGGAGAUAGCAGACUGCAUAAGGUCGAAGACCUGAUAAUUCAGAAGAGAUGGAACAGAAAUUUGGUGUUCCAGUAUUUUAACAAAGAGGAUGCAGAACGAAUCCUGAGCAUUCCAAUCAGUCUCGCUGGAAGAGAGGAUAGUUACUUCUGGAUGCAUGGUGAAGAUGGAAGAUACUCAGUCAGUUCUGGGUACAAGGGGUUGGUAUCCAAUAAAGAAAGGUCACAAGAAGUGAGUCAGAGGGAGGUAUCUACAAGCUGGGGGAAACAAACUCAUAAGAUGUGGAAAGUAAUGUGGAGACUCAAGCUCAAACACAAGCUGAAGAUUUUUCUAUGGAAAUGUUUGAACAACGCACUGCCUGUAAGGGAGCUAAUCAACGGCAGAACCAAAGCAGGUGACCCCAUUUGCAGAAGGUGUGGGGAAGAAGUAGAGACGGUGGAGCACUUGCUUCUGAACUGCAGAGAAACAAAACAUAUCUGGCACAUUGCCCCAAUCCAAUGGGAUGGGAUGCAAGAACAUCAUGGCUGUUUCAAAAGAUGGUGGAUCUCUGUCACUGAAGCAAGGCAUAGGAUAGCAGGAUCGCAACAUUUGGCCUUAACUGUCAACAUUCUUUGGCAGAUUUGGAAGGCUAGAAAUGACAUGGAAUUUACGGGGAAAGUUCAUCAGCCCUGGAAGAUUAUAAAGAGAGCACAGGAGGAAUGGCUACAAUUUGAUGAAGUUGCAAAGAAGGAAGCUAGGAUGAGCACAGGAGAAACAUCAACUCACAACAAUGAAGACCAGCAUUUAGAGCCGGAUGAGGGAACUGUGAAGAUGAUAGUUGAGGCAACAAGACAAACAGACAAACCUAUCUUAGGCAUUGGAAUCACUGCAGCUGAAAGGAACCAAGAACCAAUGAUAGGAUGGGCGCUAAAGGAAAGAAGCUCAGGGGUACAGCUACUGGAUGAUGCAGUAGCAUUAAAGCUGGCUAUGUGCAAAGCAAAUACUUUGCACCAGAGGAAUGUACAGUUCCAAGUGAAGAACAGGCAACUCCUCAAUCAUAUUCGAACUCAGAAGGCAAGUGACAGCAGAAUAGCUACGCUGGUGGAAGACAUUGUACAGUUGAAAAGGUUGUUUCAUAUGUGCUCCUUUUGUCUAGCUAGUAGUGAUAAAAAUUAUCUAAGCUCUAGGAUUAGCAUGUAUGCCUUAGGCAUCACAAUUGAUGAGGAAUUGGUGUUUCCUCAGUGUUAA